UACCAAUUUUCUUGGUAGUUUAUAUUGAAAUUGUUCUUUGGGCAUGGAAUUUUCAACCUUAGAGAAAUUAAUGGCAAAGGUCACCAUCGUCUUACAAUGUGAAGUCAUCAGUUGUCAGACUUUUUGGUGCCCUUCCUUGGAAGUUAAUGGGCGCGUUAUAUGUAAUGCUUCAUUGAGGAAUCCCAGCUUCUCAACAAAAAGAGAAGAAAAUGCAUGAAAUUUCAAUGAAUAAUAUUUGGUAUGUAUUCUGUUUAAUGCCCUUAUUAUGUUCGUUAUUAAAAAUAUCUGCUUUAACUUACAGUAUUACAACAUCGCAAUCUCUUAAUGAUGGCGAAACAAUUGCUUCAGAAGGUGGGAGUUUUGAACUGGGGUUUUUCAGUCCAGGAAGUUCCAGUAAUCGGUACUUGGGAAUUUGGUACAAGAAUAUCCCAAUCAGAACUGUUGUUUGGGUUGCGAAUAGACAGAAUCCUUUAAAAGAUUUAUCUGGCACACUGAUGAUUAAUAGCACAAGCAGUCUUGUACUUUCAGAUCGGAAUAAUAGUGUUGUUUGGUCCACAAAGCCAUCGAACGGAGGUCAGGAUUUGAUAUUACAGCUUUUAGAUUCGGGAAAUCUUGUCCUGAGAGAUAACCGAGAUGGUAAUACGGAUGUUUAUUUGUGGCAGAGCUUUGAUUAUCCAUCAGACACGCUGUUGCCGGGCAUGAAGCUUGGAUGGGACUUGAGAACUGGUCUUAGUAAGGGCCUCUCUUCAUGGAAGAAUUUUGAUGAUCCAUCUCCUGGAACGCUAAGUAAUGGGAUAGAACUUGGUGACUAUCCUCAGGUAGUUAUGUGGAAGGGCUCCAGAAAGUUUUUUCGAGGUGGUCCAUGGAAUGGCCUGCGAUUUAGUGGUGCACCUGAAUUAAGGAUCAACCCAGUAUUUGGAUUUGAGUUUGUGUCUAACCAGGAGGAAGUUUACUACAUGUACCAAUUGAAGAACAAAUCAGUAAUCACUAGGCUUCUUUUGAAUGAAACCACUUCCUCACGACAACGAUAUGUAUGGCUGGAAGCAGAACAAUCUUGGAAGCUUUAUGCAUCAGUACCACGAGACUAUUGUGACAAUUAUGCUCUCUGUGGUGCAAAUGGAAUAUGUUCCAUCAGUGAUUCACCGGUUUGCAAAUGUUUGGAAGGCUUUAAACCAAAGUCAGCUCAAAGCUGGAAUGCUAUCGAUUGGUCACAGGGAUGCAUACGCAAUGAGCCACUUGACUGCCAGAGGAAACAUGGUUUCAUCAAAUUUUCGGGCUUGAAACUGCCUGAUACUACACAUUCUUGGAUAAACAAGAGUAUGAAUCUCAAGGAGUGCAGAGAGACAUGCCUGAAGAAUUGUUCUUGUAAUGCUUACACAAACUCAGAUAUUAGUGGACGAGGCAGUGGAUGUGCUCUUUGGUUUGGGGAUUUGGUAGACAUUAGAACCUUUUCUGAUGGUGGGCAAGAUCUUUAUAUAAGAAUGCCAGCUUCAAACAAAGAUAGACCUCCAGCGCGAGUAGUAGUUAUAAUUGUAGCUGCCAUUGCUGCAAUUUGUGUAGUGCUUCUUGUCAGCUACUGUGUUUGCAGGAGAAAGACGAAGUUGGAAGGGGAAAUCGGAGACAGCAUUACUGAGUGCCCAAAAGAAGAUAUGGAUCUACCUAUCUUUAACUUGGCUACGAUAUCUCAUGCCACUGAUAAUUUUUCAGUGAAGAAGAAACUUGGGGAAGGAGGAUUUGGACCUGUCUACAAGGGAACACUAGAAGAUGGGCAGAACAUUGCUGUGAAGAAACUGUCCAAGAGUUCAGGACAAGGAAUAAAUGAGUUCAAGAAUGAAGUGAAAUUGAUAGAAAAACUUCAACACAGGAAUCUUGUAAAGCUUCUUGGUUGUUGCAUUGAAGGAGAAGAAAAAAUAUUGAUUUACGAAUACUUGCUCAAUGGAAGUUUGGAUUCAUUUGUUUUUGAUCGAACAAGAGGGAAGCUAUUAGAUUGGCCAAAGCGUUUCAACAUCAUAUGUGGAGUUGCCCGGGGACUUCUCUACCUUCAUCAAGAUUCAAGAUUGAGAAUAAUUCAUAGGGACCUCAAAGCAAGUAAUGUGUUACUUGAUAAAGAGCUGAACCCAAAAAUCUCUGAUUUUGGAAUGGCUAGAACCUUUGGAGGCGAUGAAAGUGGAGAAACUACAAAGAGAGUUGUUGGAACAUAUGGUUACAUGGCCCCUGAAUAUGCUUUUUAUGGGUUGUUUUCGGUAAAAUCAGAUGUCUUUAGCUUUGGCAUUCUACUGCUGGAGAUAUUAAGUGGUAAGAAGAAUCGAGGGUUUGAUCAUCCACUGAGCCAAAAUCUUAUUGGAUAUGGUUGGAGAUUGUGGACAGAAGGCAGGCCACUUGAAUUGAUUGAUUCAUUGCUGGAGGAUACAGCCAUUCAACCAGAAAUGUUAAGAUGCAUCCACAUAGCUCUCUUGUGUGUUCAGCAGUCUCCAGAAGAUAGGCCAACUAUGUCAUCAGUGGUUCUGAUGUUAAAUGGAGAAAGUACACUACCUCAGCCAAAACACCCGGGUUUUCUGAUAGACUUGAUUCCAGGUGAAACUGGCCCCUCAUCGAGCAAGGAUCCAUGUUCAGCUAAUUAUUUUUCUAUUACAUCUUUGGAAGCUCGCUAAUGAAUAAGUUUACGAGGUUUGUACAACUAUGUAAUGUGCAGUAUGUAGUACACAUUUGGAAUCAAAAUCAUCAAUAAUGAAACAGCACUUAUUUGAGAUGGCAAA
This is a messenger RNA of Olea europaea var. sylvestris, 2756 nucleotides long. RefSeq names its product G-type lectin S-receptor-like serine/threonine-protein kinase At4g27290. Lineage: Eukaryota; Viridiplantae; Streptophyta; Magnoliopsida; Lamiales; Oleaceae. Bases 210 to 2651 code for a protein of 813 amino acids. Gene Ontology annotation, biological process: protein phosphorylation; recognition of pollen. The transcript has 7 exons. The record is from RefSeq and is a predicted model, not a curated record. Gene Ontology annotation, molecular function: protein serine/threonine kinase activity; ATP binding.